This is a messenger RNA of Candidula unifasciata, 176 nucleotides long. The record is from the annotation of a GenBank genome assembly. Lineage: Eukaryota; Metazoa; Mollusca; Gastropoda; Stylommatophora; Geomitridae.
GUGCUGGUUCUCAACACACAAUGUCUAAUACAGGUGCUGGUUCUCAACACACAAUGUCUAAUACAGGGGCUGGUUCUCACACAUGUCUAAUAAUGCUGGUUCUAAUACAGGUGCUGGUUCUCAACACACAAUGUCUAAUACAGGUGCUGGUUCUCAACACACAAUGUCUAAUACAG